AUGGGUUGUUUAGCAAUUGUGAAUCUCUUGUUAAGAGUUGUUUCAUUUGUUUGUUUAGCAACUUGUGUCACAAUUCUUACAACUUCUUCUUCUAAUAUGUCUGUUGCUUCAAUAUUUCAUGGUGAAGUUGAAGUCAAGUAUCAUUUUACUGAUUUCUAUGCUUAUCGUUACAUGCUUGCUUGUUCUGGUACUGGAUUUUUAUAUUCCCUUAUACAAACUGCAAUUGCAAUAAUCCAAGCCAAGACUGGAGAUUGUAUAAGUGAUAAACUCGUUCACUUUGAUGUAUAUGCUGACAAGAUAAUGUCGAUGAUAGUGGGUACGGGUGCAGCAGCAGGAUUUGGAUUAACGGUGGAUUUGAAUCGAUUGCCAAAUCAUGCUAUGGUGACCGUUGAUUUUCUUAACAAAGAAAAUGCAGCUGCUAGUUUUUGUCUUGCUGGAUUUGUAUGCAACAUGAUUUCAUCUUUUAUUUCAUUUAAAUUAUUUAAGGAUGAUUACAUGUAUGAUUGCUAA
This is a messenger RNA of Solanum stenotomum, 510 nucleotides long. RefSeq names its product CASP-like protein PIMP1. Bases 1 to 510 code for a protein of 169 amino acids. The record is from RefSeq and is a predicted model, not a curated record. The transcript is spliced from 3 exons. Lineage: Eukaryota; Viridiplantae; Streptophyta; Magnoliopsida; Solanales; Solanaceae.